GCGUGCACGUGCAAACAGUCGGCAUAUGUCAUGGCGGCCGGACGUCUCUUUGGGGCUACGCGAACGUGGGCCGGUUGGGCGUCUCGGGAGCAUCUAGACCUCAUUGCUCCCAGGAAACUGCUGAUCAGGGAGUAUGCCAAAAAACUGGUCAUGAAGGGGGCCAAGGGUGGCAAAGGUGGCACGCCCAUCCAGGAGCUGAAGGAUCCAGACGUGUGUACAGACCCUGUCAAGCUCACCACACACGCCAUGGGUGUCAACAUCUACAAGGAGGGCCAGGAUGUGGUCCUGAAGCCAGAUAAUGAGUAUCCUGAUUGGUUGUUCCAGAUGAAUGUGGGUCCACCGAAGACACUUGAAGAGCUGGACCCGGAGAGCCGGGAGUACUGGCGCCUCCUGCGUAAACAGAACAUCUGGAGACACAACCGGCUGAGCAAGAACCAGAAGCUCUAGCAAGGGGGGUGGAUUGGGCAGAGUCCAGGUCGUCCCUGGCACUUCAAGAGAAUGGACUUUUCCACUGGGGUGGUGGUCAGCCCUGUGUGGACAUAGUGAGUCUGGGCCAGCCCUGCCCAGCUUAAUAAACAUGCCCUGGUCAGUCUGGUGCUCCU
Molecule: messenger RNA, 602 nt
Organism: Perognathus longimembris pacificus (Pacific pocket mouse)
Lineage: Eukaryota; Metazoa; Chordata; Mammalia; Rodentia; Heteromyidae
Gene: Mrpl54
Product: mitochondrial ribosomal protein L54
Exons: 3
Coding region: 31-447 (138 amino acids)
Cellular component (GO): mitochondrial large ribosomal subunit
Molecular function (GO): structural constituent of ribosome
Source: RefSeq, a predicted model, not a curated record